Messenger RNA from Ornithorhynchus anatinus (platypus), 1683 nucleotides. RefSeq names its product MAF1 homolog, negative regulator of RNA polymerase III (gene MAF1). The transcript is spliced from 8 exons. Gene Ontology annotation, molecular function: RNA polymerase III core binding. Gene Ontology annotation, cellular component: nucleus. The record is from RefSeq and is a predicted model, not a curated record. Gene Ontology annotation, biological process: negative regulation of transcription by RNA polymerase III. Lineage: Eukaryota; Metazoa; Chordata; Mammalia; Monotremata; Ornithorhynchidae. The coding region runs from base 88 to 867 and encodes 259 amino acids.
CCGGCCGCCCUCCGCCGCCGAGAGGCCCCGACCGCGCCCGCCGAACCGCCCCGGACCCCGCCGACAGUCCCCUUCACCCAGCAGAAGAUGAAGCUGCUGGAGAACUCGAGUUUUGAGGCGAUCAACUCGCAGCUGACAGUGGAGACCGGUGACGCCCACAUCAUUGGCAGGAUCGAGAGUUACUCCUGUAAGAUGGCCGGCGACGACAAACAUAUGUUCAAGCAGUUUUGCCAGGAGGGGCAGCCCCACGUCCUGGAGGCCCUGUCUCCCCCGCAGACCUCCGGCAUCAGCCCCAGCAGGCUGGGCAAGAGCCAGGGCGGGGAGGACGAGGGGCCCCUGAGUGACAAGUGCAGCCGGAAGACCCUGUUCUACCUGAUUGCCACCCUCAACGAAUCCUUCCGGCCUGACUACGACUUCAGCACCGCCCGGAGCCACGAGUUCAGCCGAGAGCCCAGCCUCAACUGGGUGGUGAAUGCGGUGAACUGUAGCCUGUUCUCCGCUGUGCGCGAGGACUUUACCGCACUGAAACCACAGCUGUGGGAUGCCGUCGAUGAAGAGAUCUGCCUCUCGGAGUGUGACAUCUACAGCUAUAACCCGGACCUGGACUCGGACCCGUUCGGGGAGGAGGGUAGCUUGUGGUCCUUCAAUUACUUCUUCUAUAACAAGAGGCUGAAACGCAUCGUCUUCUUCAGCUGCCGUUCCAUCAGCGGCUCCACGUACACACGGUCGGAGGCGGGUAACGAGCUCGACAUGGACCUGGAGGAAGAAGAGGAGAGCGGGCGCGGCAGCAGCGAAGACAACACCGACGCCUACGACGAUGAGACCAGCAACAUCGAGGAGGACAGAUGCCCGGUGAUCUGCAUGUGAGACAUCCGGCCUCGGACCGCCGCGCCCCUGCCGCCGGGCCCCUGGACCUCUACCCGGCCGGCCGCCUCCCGGCCCUCCCCUGGGGCCGGCCAAGGCCGGCCUGCACUUCGGGUCGGGGGCUUCCGGCACUUCCUAGCACUUUGUCUCCAGACUGUGACCGUGUCCCGCUCUGUUCAUCCGUCUGCCAUCCUUGCCUUGCACCAGCAGAGGGGAAGACCAGCCACCCCUUUGGACUGCUCCCGUGGGGGGGGGGGGGGGGGGGGGGUGGCACUGGCCCACGGACUUUUGGGGCCUCCCUUCCCCCCCCAAAAAGAAGCCUCUAUUUCUCCCCUCACUUAUUUAGCAAAAAGCAUGCCCCUGCAACCCCUUUGGCCGGAGGGGGGAGAGGGGAACCGGGCUUGUAGGGGGUGGCGUGCGUGGGAGAAAGCAGCUCCACUUCCAGAUUUUAUUUUUGUAUUUUGUACAAGGGCAAAGGGCCGCAGGGCUCUCUCCUUGCCCCCCCCCUCCCCCCCCAACCUCCUUCCCCCCAUUUUUGCAGGGAGCCUCAGCCUCCAUCUCCAACUCUCCCUGGCCCAGGCGGGAGCCCCUCAGCUUCCUCGCCUGCACUCCCCAGACUCCAGCCCCACGACGGCCCGCUUGACCUUUUAAAGAGCAACUUUCUGCUCCUUUUGUGUUUUUUCUAAAGAGCAGACCCGUUCUCCUCCUCCCCCCCGCCCUCUCCACCACCCUCCGUCCCCCGUCCCGCCCCCGACACUGAAGUAUCACUUUGCUGCAGCUGUGUUCAUGUCCGUUUUCAAUAAAGUUUUUGUGAUUCAG